Hipposideros armiger (great roundleaf bat) is the source of this 3695-nucleotide messenger RNA. It is a transcript of the gene DIAPH3, whose product is annotated as diaphanous related formin 3. Gene Ontology annotation, cellular component: actin filament. Gene Ontology annotation, biological process: actin filament polymerization; actin cytoskeleton organization. The transcript has 23 exons. The record is from RefSeq and is a predicted model, not a curated record. Gene Ontology annotation, molecular function: small GTPase binding; actin binding. The coding region runs from base 203 to 2773 and encodes 856 amino acids. Lineage: Eukaryota; Metazoa; Chordata; Mammalia; Chiroptera; Hipposideridae.
AUCUGCAGAUGAGAGACUGGUCACGUGUCUGGAGUCCCUCCGCGUGUCUUUGACUAGUAAUCCUGUGAGUUGGGUGCAAAGCUUUGGACAUGAGGGGCUCGGAUUAUUACUAGACAUUUUGGAAAGACUGAUUAGUAGCAAAGUACAAGAAAAAGUUGUAAAGAAGAAUCAGCACAAAGUCAUCCAGUGUCUAAAGGCUUUGAUGAAUACACAGUAUGGCUUGGAAAGAAUUAUGAGUGAAGAGAGGAGUCUUUCUCUAUUAGCCAAAGCCAUGGACUCUGCGCACCCCAGCAUGAUGACAGAUGCGGUUAAACUCCUCUCUGCAGUGUGCAUUGUAGGGGAGGAAAGCAUCCUGGAAGAAGUUUUAGAAGCUUUAACGUCAGCUGGAGAAGAAAGAAAAAUUGACAGAUUUACAGCUAUUGUGGAAGGCCUUCGGCACAAUUCAGUUCAACUGCAAGUAGCAUGUAUGCAGCUCAUCAAUGCCCUUGUUACGUCUCCUGAUGAUUUGGACUUCAGGCUUCACAUCAGAAAUGAAUUUAUGCGUUGUGGAUUGAAAGAGAUAUUUCCAAAUUUAAAAUGCAUUAAGAAUGAUGGCCUGGAUAUCCAACUUAAAGUUUUUGAUGAGCAUAAGGAAGAAGACAUGAUUGAGUUCCUCCAUCGCUUUGAAGAUAUUAGAGCCGAACUUGAUGAAGCAUAUGAUGUUUACAACAUGGUGUGGAGCACAGUUAAGGAAACUAGAGCAGAGAGAUAUUUUAUUUCUAUUCUUCAGCAUCUUUUACUGAUUCGAAAUGAUUAUUUUAUAAGACAACAGUACUUCAAGUUAAUUGAUGAGUGUGUGUCUCAGAUUGUAUUGCAUAGAGAUGGGAUUGAUCCAGACUUCACAUAUCGAAAACGACUAGAUUUAGAUUUAAGUCAAUUUGUUGGUAUUUGCAUAGAUCAAGCAAAACUAGAAGAGUUUGAAGAGAAAGCAUCAGAAUUUUGCAAGAAACCUGGAAUGCCCAUGCCGUUUGGUGGUCCUGUGCCGCCUCCACCUCCCCUGGGGUUUCUCAGCGGAGGAAUCACCCCUCCUCCACCUACCCUCCCAUUUGGGUUAAAACCAAAGAAAGAAUUUAAACCUGAAGCCAGCAUGAGAAGAUUGAACUGGUUAAAGAUCAGACCUCAUGAAAUGACGGAAAAUUGUUUCUGGAUAAAAGCAAAUGAAAAUAAGUAUGAAAAUGUGGAUUUGCUUUGUAAGCUUGAAAAUACAUUUUGUUGCCAACAGAAAGAAAGAAGAGAAGAGGAAGAUUUUGAAGAAAAGAAAGCUCUUAAGAAAAAAAUUAAAGAACUUAAAUUUCUAGAUUCUAAAAUUGCCCAGAACCUUUCAAUCUUCCUGAGCUCUUUUCGGGUACCGUAUGAAGAAAUCAAAAUGAUGAUAUUGGAAGUGGAUGAAACACAGUUGGCAGAGUCUAUGAUUCAGAAUUUAAUAAAGCAUCUUCCUGAUCAAGAACAACUAAAUUCAUUGUCUCAGUUCAAGAGCGACUAUCACAACCUGUGUGAACCCGAGCAGUUUGCCGUUGUGAUGAGCACCGUGAAGAGCCUGCGGCCACGGCUCAGUGCUAUUCUCUUUAAGCUUCAGUUUGAAGAGCAGGUGAACAACAUCAAACCUGACAUCAUGGCUGUCAGCACUGCCUGCGAAGAGAUAAAGAAGAGCCGAAGCUUUAGUAAGUUGCUGGAACUUGUGUUGCUAAUGGGAAACUACAUGAACGCCGGCUCCCGGAAUGCACAAACCUUCGGAUUUAACCUUAGCUCUCUCUGUAAACUAAAGGACACAAAAUCAGCUGAUCAAAAAACAACACUCCUUCAUUUUCUGGUGGAAACAUGUGAAGAAAAGUACCCUGAUAUCCUGAGUUUUGUGGAUGAUUUAGAACAUUUGGACAAAGCUAGUAAAGUCUCUGUAGAAACGCUGGAAAAGAACUUGAGGCAGAUGGGAAGGCAGCUUCAACAGCUUGAGAAAAAUUUGGAAACCUUUCCCCCUCCUGAGGACUUGCAUGAUAAGUUCGUGACAAAGAUGUCCAGCUUUGUUAUCAGUGCAAAGGAACAAUAUGAGAAACUUUCCAAGUUACAUGAAAACAUGGAAAAGCUGUAUCACAGCGUAAUGGGGUACUAUGCCAUUGAUGUGAAGAAGGUUUCCGUGGAGGAGUUUUUGACAGACUUGAGUAACUUCAGAACCACAUUCAUGCAAGCAGUAAAGGAAAAUGUCAUAAAAAGAGAAGCGGAGGAAAAACAAAAACGUGCCAGAAUAGCCAAAGAAUUGGCAGAGAAAGAAAGACUUGAACGCCAACAAAAGAAAAAACGCUUAUUAGAAAUGAAGACUGAGGGUGAUGAGACAGGAGUGAUGGAUAGUCUGCUGGAGGCCUUGCAGUCGGGGGCUGCCUUCCGCGACCGAAGGAAAAGGACACCGAAGCCAAAAGAUAUUCGGCAGAGUCUCAGCCCAAUGUCUCAGAGGCCUGUUCUGAAAGUUUGUAACCAUGAAAAUCAGAAAGCGCAGUUGACAGAAAGGUCACAUUCGCACUACAAUAUCCAUUGCAACUCAACAAGGACUCCAGCCGCCCAGGAGCUUAAUUAUAAUCUAGACACUCAUAUGUCUACAGGGAGGAUGAAGGCAGCUGAGAAGAAGGAAGCCUGCAAUGUAGAAAGCAACAGGAAAAAGGAAGUGGGCCCUCUUGGCCCUGUUUCUAAAAGCGAAUCCAUUCCUGAAGUUGAAGCCCUGCUGGCAAGAUUACGAGCUUUAUAAAUUAAACUUGUAAAAAAUGAUUAAGCCAAAUAUACAGCCAUGCUUGAAGCUAUAACACUUGAAAAAAUUGCUUUUUAUGUAAGUUACUUUAUAUAGUUUUAAAUUAUGGUAUAUAUUUUAAAAAUAAAGCUAAAUACAUGAUUGCAUUGCUUUUCCUAGGCACUUGAGAUUUUGACUUAUUCAAGAUUGUAACGGGCUUUCUUUUUUUUUUUGGUCACCUGGUAUUCAUGUAUUUUAUAUUUGGUGGUUAAAUUAUUCUUUAGAGAGCAGAUAGGUGGCCAUGCGUUCAGCAGUGUGUCCUUAAGAAAUCACCGUCUAAGUCACUGUAAUUUUUACCCUUCUUUUGUCAACAUUAUCAAACAUCAAGUCUUCAACCUCAGUCUUGCUACAUAUCCAUGUAUAUUAUUUAUAUAGGCCCAGAUGUCUACUGAAUUGGGAUCUACAUGCUAUUAGUGUCGCAUCAAAAACAUAAACGUGAAUAUAACAGAGCUGUGAGGAAAUGACUGGUAAGCUCAUUACCAUCAUUGUUAAAUUCAUGUUAAUUAGACCUAGUAGGAGACUCUUAAGACCAUUGAGCACAUUUCCACAAAUGAUGUAAUAGGAAUGUAUGCACUGUUUAUUUUGCAAAAUACACAAGAUUUUGUAUAAAGUUGGACAUACAUAGUAUUACGGUGUUACUGAAACUCCUAGCCAAGAGAACAUUUUUCCCUCCUGGUAAUUAUGACUCUGGGAUAGAAUUCCCAAGUGACAAUUUUUUUUAUUUCUGUGCACAAACUUGAAAUUUCAGUUUCUUUGAUCUGAUAAUCAAUAACUUUAACAAAGGUCUGAAGAAGCGUUUCAAGGAAAGUUUUCUGAUGCAAAUGUUACAAUUGUACUUUAUCUGGGGCAUCAAAUUCACUUUGUUAAUUCUGGAUCAAAGAAA